Molecule: messenger RNA, 1954 nt
Organism: Rhipicephalus microplus (southern cattle tick)
Lineage: Eukaryota; Metazoa; Arthropoda; Arachnida; Ixodida; Ixodidae
Biological process (GO): regulation of transcription by RNA polymerase II
Cellular component (GO): transcription regulator complex; nucleus
Source: RefSeq, a predicted model, not a curated record
GGCCUUCGAGAGUUUCCUCUCGCACCUUGGAGGUCAUGCUUAGCCAUGUCCCUCUAGUAGCCUUCGCCACUACGUCUUUUUACUUUACAUUUGGCUCUCAGCAUGCGAGUUAUGGCUUUGUGUGUGCUUUAAGGAUCAGUGUUUACUUUUGGAAUCAGAGAACACACCUUGGCUGCCAUCGUCUGAGCGCGCCGUCGCAAUGUGAUCAACGCGUGACGAUAGUUAUAGCGCGACAAUAAAACGACACAGAGACAAGAAGGACACGAGGGCUGCCAUACCAACUAGCCCAAACUGCCACACUUCUAAGUGAUCAAUGCGAUCCAGCGCUUCGAUCCAUUUCAAGUCAUUCCACAAAGUGAGCCACGCCAUGUCUUAACAAGUUAACAAUGCCUUAGCACUCUAGUAAUGCCGUUGAAUGUUAACAGUCCUCGUGGUUCAGCCACGAGAAAGCGUUUAACAACAGAUGCGUUAGUUCGUGCCGUUAAGGAGUUUCCCUGCCUCUACCACCGCGGACACCCGUACUUCAAGAAUACCCCCCUCAAGCGGGAGUGCUGGAAGAAAAUCGGUGCCAACUUCGGCGUCAGCGGGUCCGUGUGUCAGUCCAAGUUCAAGAAUGCAAAGGACACCUACAAGAGAGCCAAGGAUGCCAUGCGUAAAGCCAUGCUACGGCAGCAUGACGCCAAGCACCAACGCAGGCCUUUGCAAAUUUGGCAGCAUUUCGAUGUCAUGCAGGAGCUCUUGGACUCGGCACCUGCUCCAUCUGAGUCAGAGAACCUAAUUGUGCCAGCUGUUGAACCUGAUGAUGACAGUGGAAGCAUACAAAGCUUUGGCAGUAUCACCAUCAGCUAUGAACCAGACCUUUCAAGUGAUGAAAAGCCUGCAAUAAUAGAAAGUACUGAACCUGUCAGCAAUUCUGUGGUGCCACCCACUCGCAAGACAGAGGACACAAUUCAGUACGCGUCGUCACUCGAGACAACCAUGGCCAACUCGUCCCACAAGACGGAAGAAGACACGGAUCGGGACCUUUCUUCAAUAGAGACGACCAUGGCCAACUCGAUGGCCAAAUGCAUGGAGCAUUUAAAGAUGCUUCAAGAUGAGCGCAAGGAAAGCGGUGAACAAAAGGACACGAUUUACCACUUUUGCAUGUUCGUCGCCAGCUGCAUUAGAGAAAUGAACAGAAGGGAUCAGCUGGAAGCCAUGCAAGAAGUCUACACUGUGAUCCACAAAUAUCAGAAGAGGCAGCUAGAGAAUACGUGAUCUGUGUGCGGGAAUGACCAUGUGUGCUUCAAUGUUGCAUUUCAUCUUCAUUCAUUCCUGUGUUGCAAAGCACACUUUCAUUCAGAGAAGCCCUUCUCUGAAAAUGUAACAAUUUAUCAUAUUCCUCAUGUCAUUCAUUGUAUGCUUUUUCAUUGUUCCAGGCAAUGCAGGGCCUACCUUCUGCAUGUAUUCACUCAUUGUGGCUGUUUGUUGAUGAGAAAUGAGUUGAAAUGUGUGAAAGUGAUUGCUACAAUAUAGGCUCUAACGCUGUUUACAAACACAGGUGCUGGAUGGCUUCAGGUUCAGUGUGCCGGCGUUGUCUAGCAGUAUUGGUGAGGAACAGAAGCCUUAACGAGUAGCCAGUUCAUUAUCAAGAAUUUUCUUCCUGUGUCUGGUCAAAUAUUUCAAAUACCUUCUUUUAAGCUAAAUACAACGUUAUGAGAGUUGGUGUUUAAUUUUCAGCACCUCCCUUUUACGUGAAAGCAGAAAAAGUCUUUCUUUACUCUAGCACAAUUUAAAUCACAAGAUUUCUGCUUCGGCGUUAGUAAUAAAUAAAGUGACCACAAGUUUCUUGUGUGGCAAUACGUGCUGAUGCUAUUACUACGUUGCAACUGGGAAAAAGUGAAUACUUUCCAUUUAAGUGAAUGUAUAUUGCUAUAGUUUUGUUCUCAAUAAAGUAUGCAAUGGUAGCUGCCCA